Molecule: messenger RNA, 267 nt
Organism: Arabidopsis lyrata subsp. lyrata
Lineage: Eukaryota; Viridiplantae; Streptophyta; Magnoliopsida; Brassicales; Brassicaceae
Source: RefSeq, a predicted model, not a curated record
AUGAAAGCGCAUCCGAGUUACAAAAAAUUCAGAGAUGAAACGUUUGAAGAAUUUGAUGAUCUCAAGAUGAUAUUUGGGGACAACAUAGCAACCGAUGGGAAUGCUAUUGGAUUAGGUGAUGGUACGGAUGCUCGAACAUGUGAAAUUGCUGGAAAAAAGCAAACAAGUUCUAUUGAAGAUUUUCUAUGGAUGUCGAGGAAGGUCAUGAAACACCUUUGCCUUUUGUAGACAGUAAUUUAAGGGGCCCUUCAGAAAAUCUUCCUGUGA